Messenger RNA from Calidris pugnax (ruff), 2366 nucleotides. It is a transcript of the gene TNFSF11, whose product is annotated as tumor necrosis factor superfamily member 11. Lineage: Eukaryota; Metazoa; Chordata; Aves; Charadriiformes; Scolopacidae. The record is from RefSeq and is a predicted model, not a curated record. Bases 1 to 735 code for a protein of 244 amino acids. The transcript has 4 exons. Gene Ontology annotation, molecular function: tumor necrosis factor receptor binding. Gene Ontology annotation, cellular component: membrane. Gene Ontology annotation, biological process: immune response.
AUGGACCCUACUAGAAUUUCGAAAGAACAUGCUCACUGUGUCAGAACACUUUUUGGACAUCAAGAAAAUACAGAUUUGCAUGAUACAUCCUUUGAAAGUCAAGAAAUGAAGUUAAUGCCAGAAUCAUGUAGAAGCAUGAAACAGGGUCUCCAAAGAGCUGUGCAGAAGGAAGUCCAGCGUGUCAUGGGAAGAGCACCACCAAGACCAGAAAAAGCUGCAAUGGAGGCAUUAGGGAUGGACCUGUACAAGAGAAACAAGCCUGAGAAGCAGCCUUUUGCCCAUCUCAUUAUUGAUGAUAAGAAUAUUCCAUCUGGAACUCGCAAAGUGAACCUCACAUCCUGGCAUCACGACAAAGGCCAGGCCAACUUAUCCAAUAUGACAUUCAAUGAUGGAAAACUAAUUGUUAAUCAAGACGGAUUUUACUACCUUUAUGCCAACAUUUGUUUUAGACAUCACGAAACUUCAGGAAACCUGACUAAAAGAGGGCUUCAGCUGAUGGUAUAUAUGAUUAAGACAAACCUUAAAAUAAGGCGCUCUGAUGUGUUGAUGAAGGGAGGAAGCACCAAAUACUGGUCAGGGAAUUCAGAAUUUCAUUUUUAUUCUGUCAAUGUUGGAGGGUUUUUUAAAUUAAAAUCCGGUGAAAUGAUAAGUAUCCAGGUAUCAAACCCAUUGCUACUGGAUUCGUCACAAGAAGCAACUUAUUUUGGGGCGUUUAAAGUAAGGGAUUUAGAUUGAAAUUUUUUUUAGUAUGCUGAAAAUUGUUUGGGCUUUUAGUGGUCCAGAAACAACUUGAAGCUAGAACUGAAAAUCUUUUGCAACCCAAUUGCAUCUGUAUAAGCCUUAUGUAUCUAAAGACGCAUUUUUUGCCCUGUGCUGACUCCAGCACAAGUGCACAGAGGGACAAAAUGACAUAGUUCUCCCAAUUCUGUCUUAUAGCAGUUUUACUCCAUAUGUCUCCACUGCCUUCAGUAGAGUCAUUAUGACUUUUUCAUUGGUGUAGUUGAAAUCAGAGCAAUUAAUAUUAUUGAAUUUCUGUUUCCAAGUUCCGCCCUGACUUUUUAACCCGUGCUACUCUUACUAGUUUUGGCACAAAUGUAGGGCAGGACAGAACUUGGUUCCCAACUUGCAUUGUAGGGCUCAGUUUUGCUUGGGGUUGAGCCUUCUGACCCUGAGACAGCAAAGAUUGUGAGAGUGUGACUAAUCCCGUUGCACUUGAUGUGGCUUUUCACAUGCUUAAUUAAGCCUCUUCUUGCUUUGCUGGAUUAGGGUUGGAGAGCUCAGGCUCUGGCCAAAGUGAGUCACAGAAACACCUUAAUGGUUCAACUUCAGUUUUUACCUGGUUAAAAGGGUAUUCCAGGAAGAAGGGAGAUCAUCUGGCCUUGCAGUUCUAAAAGGUUAAUUACAGGUCAUUUUUAUUAUCGUUGCACAGUUAAUUGCAAAUAUAGAUGGCCAAAAUACAGUGUGCCUUAAAAGUAUUACGUCGUGCCAGGACCUGCAAAGACAUUUUUUAGACGAAAAGUAUGUAUUUUUAUAUUCUGUAAUAUCUAAAGUUAUAUUUCAGGUGUAAUGUUUUGUGUUAAAAAAAAAUGUAAAUUAUAUUGUCCUAUAGUAUUUGAUACAAAAUAUUUAAAAUCUCUUGCUGUUUGUAUAUUUAAUGUUUUAAACUGUUUUUAAUGUACAGACAUGUUAAACUGGUGCACUUUUUAAUCCCAAUGGGAAAAAUUGCAGCUAAAAGAGGUUGUUUGCAAUUAGCAAAUGUAAUAUAUAUAUCUUUGUUCUUUUUAACUUAAUAGAUUUCUGUUAAACUUGUCAGUGUUAUUGGGAGGGGGGAGGUAAAUCACACCAAUGUCAUGAAUAAUUACACCAGAAUGCUGGUCACUGGGUGCCUUUCAAACCUGGAGGGUAAUUGACAUUCCAAAGCUUGGCAUUACCCAAAAAAGAAGUAAAUAAAAAAAUUAGUAUGUAAUAAGCCACAGAAAUGCAUUAGGGGUAUUUAUAGUUACUGAACAGGCGUAUUUUCCUACAACAAAAUCUGCAAGUUGUAAAUUCUGCAGUUGAGUAAUGACUUUUUUAGCUUAGUUUCCCAAAAAAAAGUGAAGCUUAUGUCAUUGCAUUGCCUGUCCUUGUCUCCCCUUGGAGCUUUUAGGAGCUCUGCACGUUGCUGCCGGAUUUGGCAGGUGAACGGCAGCGUUGAGAUGCUCUUACAGGUUUUUGUGGGAACAGACAGCUGAGAACAGCUCAGCCUUUAUACAUUGUUUGGCAGUGGCUGGCCACUGUUCAUAAUUAGCCAACCAAUUAAUACGGGGAGGCUCCGAGCUAGCUGCAACCGGUGUUGUCGCUUGUGUAGAUGCUUGGCCAAAAGAGGU